This is a messenger RNA of Durusdinium trenchii, 687 nucleotides long. NCBI's taxonomy places the organism in Eukaryota, Dinophyceae, Suessiales, Symbiodiniaceae. The record is from the annotation of a GenBank genome assembly.
AUGUCGCACCCCGGCCUCACCCUCGGCGGCCUGUCCCUCCUGGCGGCGAAGUGGCUCGCCGAGCUCCGUGCCGCCUGGCCGUCCCACGCAGAGGCCCUGAAGCUAGCGCUGCAGCGCUUCUUCCACCAGUGGCGUCAAGACGUGCAGAAGCUCACCGCGCGGCAGUCGAAGCACAUUCCUUCCACGAGGAUAUCAAACUGGUCCUGUGUCAUUGAAUCAGAGAGACAUUUGCAGCUGCUGGAAGCUUGCCUUGCAUCAGCCUGUGUGGAGGUAAUUCUACCUGCUGGACAUCAAGUACAACCUGGACAAGGACAUCCUCUACAUCUACAACGUGAACGUCACUGCACACAAAGAACUGUCACCAGUAUCAGGACUCAGCUUUCCUCAGCCUUCAGAAACUUGACGAAGCAGUCGCACUGUGGACCUGCUGAUGAGCUGGAGAUGGAGUGCGUUUACUGCGGUGCUUUGGCAGAAGCAGUCUUCUCCUCAAUCUUCACGCGCUUGGGUGGAGGCACUCGCAUCAGAAGGAACCGCUGCUGGAUUGCCGCCUGUUUUUCAUCCUGGCAUUUGCAGACUGGAACCCGCUUCGUCUGCGCAGCUGGUUGUGCUGGUGCAGCAGGAGUUUGCGAUGCUGCGCAGUCGGAUCCAGACAUUGGUGUGGCGAGGGUGCCAAGCUUGAUGUGGUAG